Trematosphaeria pertusa is the source of this 426-nucleotide messenger RNA. RefSeq lists its product as uncharacterized. Bases 1 to 426 code for a protein of 141 amino acids. NCBI's taxonomy places the organism in Eukaryota, Fungi, Ascomycota, Dothideomycetes, Pleosporales, Trematosphaeriaceae. The record is from RefSeq and is a predicted model, not a curated record. The transcript has 2 exons.
AUGGUUCGUGAUGCGGCGCGAGAAUGUUCGAGGAGCAAAGAAGUCUCCCCAUCAAGCCUCAAGUCCCAAGGAUCACUACCAGAGCCUCAAUCAAACCACCACAUCUUCACUUUCUACGCAUACACGCGCCCCACCACCCAAAAGCUACAAAUUACCUCCAAAAGCAGCGCAAUGGAAGCCGGUCUCCACCACUCCACUAUCAUGGCCUCCGCAACCGGCUCAACCGCCACCCCUUCAUCCUCGGGCACCAGCACACCAGUCCGCAGCAUGCCGUCCCCCGUGCACGAGCUCGAGCACCACAAGCACACGCACCACUCCGUCAAGGACAUCUGGCGCAGCAUCAAGCACGCAGCCGCGGAGCACCACCGCAGCGUCAACGCCGCGUACACGAGCUACUACGGCCAGGGGGUUACCAGGAUCGGAUAA